AUGAAGGAUGGUGCCCGCAGGCACAAGUAUGCUUGUAUCGACACUAGCCCACUCUCAAAAUAUGUUAUGCAUCCUUUUUGGAAUUACGUUGUUCGUUACUGCCCUAAAUGGAUAGCCCCAAACACUCUCACCGUCGUCGGUUUUGGACUUACUGUUUUAAAUUUCCUCAUCCUUACUAAAUAUGAUUGGGAUUUAAAAUCUCCUUACGAAACUCCUCGUUUUAUUUGGCUACUUUCAGCAAUUUUAAUAUUUGUAUCUCAUACAUUAGAUGGCAUUGAUGGAAAACAAGCACGAAGGUUGGGUCUUUCAUCUCCUCUUGGAGAAUUAAUGGAUCACUGUUGCGAUGCUUGGACAGCUGCAUUUUUCCCACCUAUUUUGUUCUCUCUUUUUGCUGGUCAAAUUGAAUCUAGCAUCUUAUUUUAUUGUGAAUGGUUUAUCAUUUUUGGCUUUCUUCUUGCCCACUGGGAAAAAUCCAUUACGGGUGUUCUCUACCUACCGUGGUCUUACGAUAUUGGUCAAGUUGUCACAGUCUUUCUCUUUCUUACUACAUUCAUAUCAUCUCCUUCAAUAUGGCUUAAUCCUCUUCCAUUUUCCCAAAGGACAAUCUCACAAAUUAUACCCCAUUUAGCUCAUGGUGUUUUCUGGUUCCUUGCAAUUCCAAUCAGUGUUGCCAAUGUCCUAAUAGAUUGUUCACGCGAUCGAUCAAAAAUCCCCACUUGGGAUGGCUUAGUGCGACCUCUUGUUGGUACGGUCUUCGUCUUUGUCACCUCCUGGAUUUGGAUGCUUCGUUCGCCGACGGAUGUUAUGGCUCAUUCCCCUCGGCUCUUUCUUCUCUGUGGUGGUACUCUAGCUGCGAAUAUUAUAGUAAGUCUCACGCAAAUGCCUUAUUAA
Molecule: messenger RNA, 891 nt
Organism: Rodentolepis nana
Lineage: Eukaryota; Metazoa; Platyhelminthes; Cestoda; Cyclophyllidea; Hymenolepididae
Source: the annotation of a GenBank genome assembly